CAAAGUAGGGUUUUGGUAGCGUUGGGUCUUCUGCAUUGAGCAAGCGAGUUAGGGUUUCGAAUCUAGCAGUUGCAGAGACCAUGACGACGGUGGUGCCAACCUCCGAGGAAGACGCUGCGCUCUCCGUUGUUCGAUUCGCCUCAGAGCUUGCCUGGGCCGAUGCCGGUCCCGAGGUUGCUGAGCCAGAGGUUAGUAAACUCUGCAUGGAGGCUGCAGAAUUCAUUGCUAUGGGAAAGUGGUUGGAGCUAGCAUCAUUGAUGAUUACUUCUGCUGAAUUGAUUUUCUCAAAGGUUUCUGAAAAAGAUAUAGAGUCCAUCUUCACUAUUAUCUGCAAUCUUGUUACAAAGACUGAGAAUCCAGAUGAAGUGAUGGAGAUCAUCAAAGUUAUAACUGCAAAAGUAAUUCAGCAGCCUAAUGAAAAGCCUUCAGUGCGAUUGAAGAUUUUGAUCAAUCUGUAUAAUCUUUUGGAGACUCCAUACUGCCAGUUUUAUGUCUACACGAAGUUAUUGAAUUUAGCAGUUGACGGGAAAGUCACAGAAUAUAUUAUACCUUCAUUCAAAAAGAUUGAUAGCUUCAUGAAAGAUUGGAAAAUUGGAAUACCAGAACAGAGAGAGCUCUUUCUCACUAUCUCUAAUAUUUUGAAGGAAAAUAAAAGUAUGUCAAAGGAUUCUUUUAAGUUCCUGAACAAUUAUCUGGUGACUUUUAAUGGAGAAGAUGCACAUGUUUUGAGUGAAACCAAGGAGGAGGCUGUGCGUGCAAUUGUGGAAUUUGUGAGGGCACCUGACAUAUUUCAAUGUGAGUUACUAGAUUUGCCUGCUGUUGGGCAACUGGAGAAGGAUGCCAAAUAUGCUUUGUUGUAUCAACUUCUCAAGAUUUUUCUUACUCAGAGGCUGGAUGCAUACUUAGAAUACCAUGCUGCAAAUUCCAACUUGUUGAAAAGCUAUGACCUUGUUCAUGAAGAAUGCAUUGCCAAAAUGAGGCUGAUGUCAUUGGUGGAUCUUAGCUCUGACGGAUCUGGCCAAAUUCCUUAUGAACUUAUUAGGGAUACACUUCGGAUUAAUGAUGAUGAGGUUGAACUAUGGGUGGUUAAAGCAAUAACUGCCAAGUUAAUUGACUGUAAGAUGGACCAAAUGAAUCAAGUUGUAGUUGUUAGUCACCAUACUGAUCGUGUGUUUGGUCAGCAACAAUGGCAAACACUGAGAACAAAGCUCGUGACAUGGAGGGGAAACAUUGCGAAUGUUAUUAGUACUAUUCAGGCUAACAAAAUAGCGGAGGAUGGGUCCCAGGCAGCCCAAAAUUUGGUAGUUCGCUGAAGACGUUUUUUUGUCUUAAGUAUCUAUAUUCAAUCCGGUCGAAUUUUUGAAUCCUAAAGAGAGAGAGGAAAAAAUUAUAUUUGUUUCGUCACAAUUUUUGUAUUUCUUUCAGUUGGCAGGUGACUCUAAUUGUACUACCAACUUUGAUAGAGAAGCCAUUUUGAUUGAUGUUUUUCUAUCCCAAUGUUAUGUUGACAAGCCUCACGUUUGUUUCUAGUAUAUUAUGCCUGUGGACUGUAGCCCUGGGAAUCAAUGUACAACUUGUUUAGUUUUAAGUGAACUGUGGCCAUAGAUUCUGUGGCGAC
This is a messenger RNA of Gastrolobium bilobum, 1618 nucleotides long. RefSeq lists its product as uncharacterized. The coding region runs from base 81 to 1313 and encodes 410 amino acids. Gene Ontology annotation, cellular component: eukaryotic translation initiation factor 3 complex; cytoplasm. Gene Ontology annotation, biological process: cytoplasmic translational initiation. The transcript has 10 exons. The record is from RefSeq and is a predicted model, not a curated record. Gene Ontology annotation, molecular function: translation initiation factor activity. Lineage: Eukaryota; Viridiplantae; Streptophyta; Magnoliopsida; Fabales; Fabaceae.